UUGAACUUCGUAUCAAAAUCACACCUGUACCAACACACAUUUAUAUAUAUAUAGACAACCCUCUUCAUAGGUAAACAAUUCAACAUUGAAGGACUGAGUUUGUGUGGAUUUAAAUAAUAAGCAUUGCACACUUUCCCCCGGUUUGGCGUUCGGCCACAGGUAAACCCCCCGACCAGUAUGUGUAUUGUGUGUGUCCACAGGUAAAUUGUUCACAGUUUACUUCCUGAAUGGGAGAACGGUCCCAUAUUUAGUGGCGGUCCGCGAGCGGACAGACAUGCUUUUACAUCAGGGAUAUACCGUUUAUUAAUGUAAACACUUCCAAGAUGUCGGAGAACAACACACUACAUUCUGGAUGGUUGGAAAGAAUUACAAAGGACGUGAAGGGAAAAGAAAAACGAGAGCAACUUUGGUCAGUACUGAAGAGGAACAGAUAUGUAUUUUUCUUUACGGAUCAGUCGGAACACACGGGUGAAACGCACAUUGGAAAGCUGCCUAUAAAUGCUAACACGGUAUUUACGAGACGGGAAAAAGAAGAGAAGAAAUAUGGAGGCUAUGUGUUUACGAUAUUUGCGAGGGACAGGAAUAUGGAGUCGAACGUCAAGUUCAAGACAAACAAAAAAUCCGCGAUGGAACAAUGGCGAGGGUAUAUCUCCAUAGUAGCCAAGGAUUUGAUACCUCCCGACCUUGACCUUCCAACAGAUUGUAUUCAAGAAAUGGGUUUCAUCCGUGCGGAACUACGGCGGACCACAAAAGAACCGGAAGUUCAACGGAGCGUGCACACAAACUUCAGUAGGGACAGUGGCAUUCUGCAUGACUCUAUCAGUAGUGUAACUGUAACUACGGAACGCACUUCCGCUUCCGGUGGCUCCUCAGGAGGAAGUGGAACGAGCUCUGCCUAUAGUGAGGGAGGGAGAGGCAAGACAAUAAUAUUUCAGAGACACAAAUUCUCAAACAAUCCCAAUGGGGAUGACGUGUAUCCCAGCUGGUUCAUUUCCAACUGUUCCCGCGAGAAAGCGGUGGCCAUAUUCACAAAGGUCGGUACGAAGUAUGGGAAUACUUUGAUGAGGGAAAGUGCUCAAUCGGCGUCCCAGGGUACCUACGUCAUCAGCUACUGUUCUGGGAUUAAGGACAGAAUACCUGUGUGUGAUCACUUUAAGGUGCUUAGGACGUAUGCUGGAUUUAGAAUCGACGUUGACACAAAGCACGCGGAUAUGACAAAUCUGACUGACGUUAUGAUAUUUUUCAUCAAGUUAAAUGGUUCCGAUCGCACCCAAUCACUUACCACCAACGAUCUCAUCCUUCUCGGGCUCGAAGAUUCAGGAUACGCAACGUACUUGCCUGAAAAAGUAGCGGACCCAUCUCCACGGAAUCCCUCAGCUAUAUCACGUACGAACCAGGUCCGAGAAGAACGAGAAAGGAAAAAUUCGGAACCUCCGCCAGGUAACACAAAACGUCGUGAUUACGACUACGAACCCGCAGUUUCGGUACCAAGACCUAAAACUGUAACGGGUGCAACACUUCAAAACGAGAUGAGAAAGUUUAAAGGGGAACAAGCUCAGGCUAAAGAACCUGGCCGUAGUAGCAGACACUUGCACCAUGAAAUGACUGGUAGCCAUACUGUCGCCCCCAUGCGAAAGGGCGGUCGCACUGAACUGCCACCCCAUGUACGUGCAAGUAUGCCCGACCCGACGCGGAUUAAAAAAUCUUCCCAAACAGCAGCCUCAUGGCAAAAAGACUUCCAUGUUCAUCCUAAAGCCAGUCCGCCAAAACAAAGAGAGGAAACUCCACCACCACCUUGUGAAGCGACCCCUGUUUUAGGCUAUGAAAACGACAAGCCUGGUUUUGACAAAAUGACACCUGGACACACAAUGGACGCCCAUAGUCCUGAAAUACAGCCACCAAGUUAUAUGGCACCGGCUCCCCCACUUAUGGAGCCUUCCGACGUUAUACAGCCAUCAGUGGAUGCACCGGUGCUAAAAACUCAAGAAAUACCGUUGAAAUCUUCUGUAAUAUCAGGACAAACAAUGGAUGUUCAUAGCCCUGAAAUACCACCGCCUCACCAUAGGGCACCAACCCCUCCCCACAAUUCUGGAAAUGGCAUAAAGACCAAGGCACCUCCUUCAUUUAAAGCCCCAAAAAGCCCUCCGAAACGCAAUGAGACAACAGAGCCAUCAGUUCCAGCAGCUGGGAUUCCUGCUCCUCCCCCACCACCUCCCAUCAUAGGAUCUGCUGGGGUAAAACCCAUUAAGCCCUCUGACAAGAAACAUCAUGGUAUUUUGGUAACAGGAAGGAAAACGCGUUUAUCAAGUGCAGAUUACGAUGACGUAGUACACGAGUUUUCCAAUGCACGUCGACCAACCGCUCCUAAUAUUUGGGGAAUACCGGAUCAAAAUGCGAGGAAAAAACAGAUGAGAUCUCAGUCGGUACCAGAUCUGAAUCCUCUACUUAAGGGAGUCAGGUUGACCAGUCCAAAAGACAAACUUCAUGAAAUAGUGACUCCUUCCGUUAUUCGACGACAUCCGCCAAAGUCAGUCAUCCCAAAACAGAGUGUGAGUUUUGACAGCGGAAGUGAUAGGUCGGAAGUGAUAUCUAGUGAGCCCGAGGUUGACGGAUCUCAUCCCGGUGGCGUCGGAACACUGUCGAGGAGAUUUGGCCAAAUGCAGUUUCCCAAAAUGAAAAGCGCUACCCCCCAAACUUGUAUACCAGCCAAAUCAUCACCUAUACGCUCGUCACAACACUCAGGUCAACUGUACGUAAACCAAGAGAGGGAUGAAGAUGUUUAUAUCAAUGAUCAAAUGGAUGGCAUGUACGUGAAUGAAGCUGUAGGCGGUGGGAACAAUUUGUCUACGCCUAUUCAGUAUGUCAAUACAGUGCCAGUACCUACAGUUAAAGAAUCACCCAAUGUAUCAACGAGUGGUGUGGAUACUUCAGAAAAUUCAACAGUUGAAAAUUUGAAGAAAAAAUUGAAUUUAGAAAAGUUGAUUGGUGGCUCUCCUGGUAUGCUGAAACCACAAACACCUAAAGUGACCUCACCAGAGGUUCGAAAUAUUAGAGAUAUUCCCCUCCCAGCAAUACCUGUUGAGGAACCGGGACACAAGGGCGAACAGAUAUAUGAAUAUUUGGAUGACGGUUAGAUCUCUUGGGCACUAUACAUAAACGUGAUUUCAUAAAAGGUGUGUUUAAUUGAAACUACUCAUUUAAAAUAUAAUGGUGAUAGUCUGUGAUAUUUAUUGAGUUUAUUUGCUCAAGACAGGAUUCGAAUGCAACUCAAGAAGUAUCAGUAUUGAAAAAAAAAUACGUCUUUUCCGGAAAAAUCGCCACAGUUAUUUUUUGGUUUUGCCUCGUUACUUAGUGUACAAUAUGUCGUCAAAACAUAUGUAUACACAAUCUGAUCAAUUUUGUUUAAAGAAGCUACAUAUCCAACAAAACAAUCGGUUAAAAACAACAAUAGGUCAUUGUAUAUACAAUACCAAUUGUCUCACAAUAAAUUGAUCUUUUAUGUUUUCUCAUAAAUGUUAAACUAGUGUGAACAAUGACCCAUAAAAAGUGUAGUUUUAUUGAUUUGCAGUACUUGAUGUUUCGUGUUUCCUUAAAAUUGUAAAAAGGUAUGAUUUUUAAAGGAGUGGCUAUUUUUUCAAUUUUCAAAUCUCCAAGCAGAAAAAGAGUUGAAAUGUUAUAUGUACCAUUUGAAUAGUAUAGAAGUUCUGGUUCUUGCGUAGUGUACGAUUCGACGAUAGGGAGGUUCUUUGGAGGGUCAUCUGGUGUAUUUUAAUAUAUAUUACAAAAGCCUUCAUGAGAGAGGUACCGAUCGAUGGUGGGAGGUUCCCAUCGAUGACGUAUUUGUGCUUUGUCCUGACUGACGGCUCGUAUUUAGAAGGAUUGCAUCGCGUUUCAAAAUAGUCAAACCGUUUUAAACCGCAAGUUCUAUAAAAAGUUACGAUUUUCUAUGUGUAACAUUAUUUUGUUCCCUCUCAAACAGCUAAUUAACAUAUAAAUAUUUAACGGUGCAAUACCAUUGCGUUUUUUCAUGAAUCAAUCAUCAAAUAAAAAAAAGAACGAUCAAAAAGACACAAACUUAUAACUAUUUGCAUUUCUAGGCUUCAUUCCGGAUCAAAAACGGAGUGUUAUUUUCUUCGUUCUCUGUAUUUGUUCCGCUUGAUACAGACAUUCCGAUGUUUUUAACAACCACUGCAGUCAGGUUCCUUGGUGCGAUAGAAUGAUGUAGAAAAGGGUUUUGUGUCAAAUAAUUAUUAACUUGAUGUACAUUAGUGAUUUGACCAUUUAAAUGUGAUGUAUCAUAUAUAAAAUGUAAGCACACACCGUUUUGAUCAUGCUUAGACUUAUUAAUUCUGAUAUCAUUGUCUCUUUUUCUCUAACCUGAAAUGAGGGCGGAACUUGCUAAGUGCUGAAAGGGGUUUGGUCGGUUGGCGUCAGGAUCAAAAAUAGCAAGAGACCUUUAGCUAGCUAUGUAACAUGUGUAUAGCCCUAUGUACGUAUUCGGGUACACAAAGUAUAUUUAGCAUCUGUUUGUGACGUCAAUAUUCACGCGUUUUUGACGUCAAUAUUUAAACACUUUUGUGACGUCAAUAUUCACAAUGGUUUGUGACGUCAAUUUUCAAACUUUUGUGCCGUAUAUAUUUACACCUGUUUAUGACGUCAAUAUUUAAACAUGUUUGUGUCGUCAAUAUUCCCAAGUCUGUGACGUCACAAUUCACACAUGUUUGUAACGAGAAUAGGUCAUGACAUACUCAUAUUAUUUUUUUGUGUGAACCUAAGGGGUAUCAUUUUAAAGGUUAAAGGUUAUUACUCUUUACAUAGUACAGUGUGUUGACCUUAGAGGCAUCAUAUUAAAGGUUAAAGGUUAUAACCCUUUACAUAGUACAGGGUGUUGACAUUAGGGGUAUUAUACUAAAGGUUAAAGGUUAUAACCCUUUACAUAUUACAGGGUGUUGUCCUUAGGGGUAUCGUAUUAAAGGUUAAAGGUUAUAACCCUUUAUAUAUUACAGUCUGUUGACCUUUGGGGCAUUGUAUUAAAGGUUAAAGGUUAUAACCCUUUACAUAGUACAGGGUGUUGACAUUAGGGGUAUCGUAUUAAAGGUUAAAGGUUAUAACCCUUUAAAUAUUACAGUUUGUUGACCUUUGGGGCAUCGUAUGAAAGGUUAAAGGUUAUACUCCUUUACAAAGUACAGGGUGUUGACCUUAGGGGCAUCAUAUAAAAGUUUAAAGGUCGCUACCUUUACAUAGUACAGGGUGUUAACCUUGGGGUAUCGUAUUAAAGGUUAAAGGUUAUAAGCAAAGUAAACAUAUAUGCUUACCUCAUGGUUACGUCAGAAUAGUCUUUUAGAAGACAGGGUAUCGCCACAUUAUGUAUGUAUUGAUAGUUUAAUGUUCACAGUUAAGUUUAGAGGCUGUUAACAGACCAAAGAAUUGUGUUUAUAUCCGUACAGCCCACACGUGAUUCCUAUUUUGAUUUUCAAAAUUAUAUUUUUCACAUUAUUAAAUAUUUACAUUAAUGAUGAGGGUUCUAAGCAUAUACAAAGUAUUAGCCAUUCUUACUGCAAAGCAGUGAAGAAGUUUUAAUGCCGAUUUAUAUAUAUACCAAUAUACUUACAUAUUCAAAAUCACCAUUGUCUUCAGUAUUGCUGGAAUAUUUGAUAUAUUUUGAAAUAACUUGAUAUUCAUUGUGCUUUUUUCAUUAUUUUUCAUUUGAUAUUCAUUUUGUUUUCGUGUAUAUGACAAAGUCGAUAUCAAUGUUUAUAGCUGUCAAACAAUGCAAUACCCACCCAGAAAUAUAAUGUAACACUAUAUGUUAAAAUGUCCAAUAUUCUUAGGAGAUGUCUUCCACUUGAGACACUUUUUGUAAAUAUAUUUCUUUAAUUAUAUUAUCUAGUAUUCAAACAAAAUAUCUUGAGGUAAAUUUGACCUGAAUUUGACAUGGAAUUUUAUUUCAUGUCAAAUUCAGGUCAAUUUCAUGUCAAUUUCUUGACAUGAAGACAUUUUGCCUUUGUAAAUGUCACUAGUGUAAUAAACAGCGGAUUUUUUUUUUUCAUUGACUGCGCAUGUUAGAUAUAUAUUGUAAUGUAAGUUACAUGUGAUAUUUAAUGAUAAUUAGGGAGAGGGCUUAUAUAGAUAUUAGCCUGUUGUCAUAUAUCCAUUGAAUUAAAUCAGUAGAAUAUUUUUGAAAUGAAACGUAUGAUAUUGAGAAUUAGAUUAUGUAAUCAAUGAAAAUGGCCUUUACCCUUUAAAUUUUUAAGUUAAAACUUCUCGAAAUGUAAGUUUUAUUAGAAGAUAUGUGAUUGAAGUUUAAAGUUUUGCUCACCAUGUUUAGAAAAAACCCCAACAAAAAACAAAAAUAAAAACAAAAAACUUCUAAUGCACAUUUCUUAAAAUCUGCUAAGAGCGGAAACCUUAUUCCGCUUCUAUAUGUAUUCGUGUCUUUGUUAUGAAGUAUUUUUGUCUCAGCCAGUUACAAUUACAUAGAUUUCCUACGUUACUUUAUUAUUGAAUAUAUCGUUAUAUUGCCUAUGUUUAUGUCAUGUUAAUCCACGUCAUAUUUUAAUAAAAACGCUUAUUACAAAU
Pecten maximus is the source of this 6579-nucleotide messenger RNA. Its product is annotated as serine/arginine repetitive matrix protein 1-like. The coding region runs from base 324 to 3134 and encodes 936 amino acids. Lineage: Eukaryota; Metazoa; Mollusca; Bivalvia; Pectinida; Pectinidae. Gene Ontology annotation, molecular function: signaling adaptor activity. The record is from RefSeq and is a predicted model, not a curated record. The transcript has 24 exons.